UAAGAUUUGAGAAGAGGAUAGUAUUAUGUGUUGCUUCAUCUGGUAUUGCUGCACUGCUCAUGGUCGGUGGAAGAACUGCACACUCAAGAUUUCACAUUCCCCUGGAUUGUGAUACAAAAUCAACUUGCAAUAUUGAGCAAGGUUCUGAGGUAGCUGAAUUAAUUCUCAAUGCUUCACUUAUUAUCUGGGAUGAGGCACCGAUGGCUCAUAAACACAACAUAGAGGACCUAGAGAGGACAUUGAGGGAUAUUUUCCGAGUUAAGCAUGUUGAUUCUGAGUUGAAGCCUUUUGGAGGUAUGACUAUUGUGUUUGGAGGUGAUUUCCGACAGACGUUACCUAUCAUCACGAAGGGUACACGGACUGAAAUUGUUAAUUCUUCCAUAAAGAGAUCUUAUUUGUGGCGGUCUAUGACAGUAUUGAAGCUAACCGAGAACAUGCGAUUAAAAUUGCCUCAUUCUGAAGCAUCGGCCAGGUUAGCAAUCUCAAAUUUUAGCAAAUGGCUUUUGGAAAUUGGUGAUGGUACAAAUAGUAAUAUUUUUGGAGAAUCAAUUAUCCCGAUACCUCUACACAUUUGUGUUCCCCGUCGCAGUGAUCCAAUUCCUGAUAUUGUUGCUGAAAUAUAUGGUCAGUUACUCUCCACUGAAAAUAUGUCAACCUAUUUGGUUGAGCGAGCUAUCUUAGCCCCUCAUAAUGACACUGUUGCGGCCAUUAACAAUUAUGUAUUGGGUCUAUUUCCUGGUGAAGAAGUUUCUUAUUUUAGUUCGGAUUCGCUAGAGAUUGAUGCCAAGAAUCAACAUGUUGAAGAAGGGGACUACACAGUUGAAUUCUUGAACUCUUUAAAGAUUGGGAAUUUUCCGGAACAUGAGUUGAAAUUGAAGUUGGGGUGCCCUGUUAUUCUGCUUCGAAAUCUGGAUCAGAGUACUGGGCUUUGCAAUGGAACUCGGAUGAUCGUUAAGAGAUUAGGUAAGUGGUUUAUUGAGGUCCAAAUUUUGGACCGGGACACAUGUUGGUGAUACAGUUUUCUUACCACGCCUAAGUCUAUCGGUCCACUACAAGAGCUUAAAUUUCACUCUGGUUCGAAGGCAAUAUCCAAUUGCACUGUCAUAUGCAAUGACAAUUAACAAGAGUCAAGGUCAAACAUUAAAUCACGUUGGCAUCUAUUUGCAAAGACAAGUAUUUUCUCAUGGACAGUUGUAUGUUGCUAUGUCUCGAGUUACGUCGGAAAGGGGACUCAAGAUUCUUAGCUGUGACUCUCAAGGUAAACCGGUGAAGACUAUGCAGAACAUUGUGUUCACUGAGAUUUUUUAGUAGUGGUUUAUUGAUGUAUUAUGUUUUAUUCGAUUUGAGGACUAAGACUUUCAAAUUUAUCGGGUCGUUACAAUUUGAAUCUUGAGUUCUCAAUUUGUCCAAAUUAUUUUCCUGUUUUUAACAGCCAAUUAUAUGAAAUGUGAUUUAUGCACACUACUUUAUAUUUAAUUGUACCUCAAUUUACUCUACCGAAGGGUAUGCGAGUGUGACCGUUAUAUUGCAAUACGAAGAAGAACUUCCAUAGUCGCAACUGAACUAAACUAAAUUAACACCACAACCCAGCCCACAAAACAACCCAAGCAUGGUUCAGUUAAAUAAAAUAUAGUUAGAGAGUGAAUGCCCAGCCGGAUUUGUUGAAACAAAAUGGCCAACCUAUUCCCAUAAAAAAAAGGCCAACCUACACUACCUUGGGCGGAUCCUUCUCCACUCCCCCACUCCCCCACCUCCUCUAGUGCCCAUUAUCCGAUUUUUUUGGAUCUUCUAUGAGGUGAAGGCUGCCGCAUUCCAAGCCAUUAUUUCUUUAUUAAAUACAUUCAUUAUGAUUUUCAUUUCAUGUUAAUUAGUGGUGGUGUGGGCCGGGCCGGCCGGGUUGGCGCAUCAAAUAAUAAUUACCAACUUUGAGAGGCAAUUUUGGACAAGAAUUGUUGACACAGUCGCAAUUAGCAAUGUUGUUAAAACGGAACCGGACAUCGAUCCGGAUUAGUAAAGGGUUCAAGGUUUAUCAAAUAACCGGUGGUUAAUCGAUAUGAAAAACCGAUCAUAAACCGGUGUUGACUUACUUGGUAGACUUAACAAUUAUUUUUUUUUACAAUUAUUGUUUCACUUAUUAGAGAUAAAAGAAUAAAGUGAGAAUUAUUAAAACUGAAAAAGCAUAAUUUGGGGGGCUGCUAGGUCUUUUUUGGGAAAAGUGAACUGAUUUUUCUUCUCUUUAUAUUUUAUUCUGUACUUACCUUCUUUUGUUUUUGAAUUUUUAAUUGCAACAAAAUAAAAGGAAGGCGCAUGUUUGAUUUUAAAAAGGUGGGUCGUUCCCCUCAAAAAAAAAAAAAGAAGGUGGGUCGUGAGUUCCGUGACACACCCGCCUCUUGAACUCUAAAUGGCCAACCUUCUCCACUCCCCCACGAGGCCACAAAUCCUUCUCCACUCCCCCACUAUCCCACUUUCCACACACACACGUACUCCACUGCAUGCGGCCAAGUAAAUCACGUGUGUAGAAUCACUUUCUCUCCUUUAUAUAAUGGAGAUACCACUUUCUCUCAUGUUACAAUUUCCGUUUACUACUUCCCAUACAAAACACUUCGGUUCCAUUGACCGUGCGAAUUGCAUUCAAUAUGGCGGGCCUGCCUCAAUUCAAUCAGUAAGUACUGCUCAUGCAUCCAACAAAUACUACAUCAUGUAAUUUCGAUUCUUUUUCACUACUUAAUGCCAAAACUUACAGUCCAAUAUAUAGGCUUCCCCAUGGUUUUAUUGCUAAUCUGCAAUAUGAUGAUGCUCUUGAAAUUUGUGAGCGUGCCGACACCAUCGGUCUCAUUAUGUUGCAAGUGGAUGUCGAAAAUCAGGUAACUAAACAAAUAAAUUUCUUUUUAAUCGUACGCCUUUUGUGGUAUGCUGCAUUUUAUCGAUUUGCUUUGACAAUAUUCGUUUCUGUGUUUACAUCAAGGCACCUCUUUUUUGUUAUUCGGACGUGUAACGAAUUUGACGACGUCCUGGUCCCCUGCAUCCAGAAUCCAUUUCGUCCACCUCACAAUUGAGGACGAAUUCAUUGGUGUUGACAUCGUCUUCCCGUCAUCACAGUUACGAACGAUUGUUGAAUCUGUAUUCAGUCAUGCAGAUGUUGUCAAUGCUGAACAUGCUUGGACAUGCUUGGAGAACAGACAUUUGAAGUCAUGGUCACAGUCGGUCCCUGGAACGAUGCAUUUGGUUAUUGUGAACUUGUGUUGGUGAAAUUAUUUUUGCCUUUGUUGAAUUGAGUACCAUGUCAUGAACAAUGAGACAAUGUAUUGAGUUUUCUUAUUUUGGACUUGCAUGUUAUUUGUCGUAAUACUCAACUAGAUUAGAUUUGUGAUUAGUAAAAUUUCAUGUAAGUAUUUUUAUUGUGAUUAGCUAAUCUUCAAAUGUAUUUCUAACUUAUUAUGAAUGUUCAUUCAUAUUACAUGUUCGUCUUCAACGAAUUGCAAAAUUGCAACAAUCUUAUGAUAAUAUAAAACAAGACUCAUUUCUCGAUACUAUCAUUAUAGAUAUUGUAACUCCAUUUCCUUAAACAAAUGCGGCCAACGGGCCGGGCUAUAGGCUAGUAUGCAUAUAUAAUGCAUGGGGUUGAGAGAAGGAAGGGAGGAAGAUGGAAUUUCUACUUAGAGAAAUAUUUUUUUUUUAUCUAUUGGUAUAUAUUUCUUUGGUUGUUUAAUAUAUUGGUAUAUGUUUAAUCUAUUGGUACAUAUUUCUUUGGUUGUUUAAUCUAUUGAUAUAUAUUUCUUUUCUUAUUUUACAUUGUAGUAUUAUCAAAGUCUCAUCCCUAGUGCUACAGGUUUCUAUCAAAAACUACAGGUUUCUAUAUAAUAAAAAAAUUCAUCUGUA
Linum trigynum is the source of this 3879-nucleotide messenger RNA. The record is from the annotation of a GenBank genome assembly. Lineage: Eukaryota; Viridiplantae; Streptophyta; Magnoliopsida; Malpighiales; Linaceae.